Diplodia corticola is the source of this 1497-nucleotide messenger RNA. Its product is annotated as mat1-1-1. The record is from RefSeq and is a predicted model, not a curated record. The transcript has 2 exons. Gene Ontology annotation, biological process: positive regulation of mating-type specific transcription, DNA-templated. Gene Ontology annotation, cellular component: nucleus. Lineage: Eukaryota; Fungi; Ascomycota; Dothideomycetes; Botryosphaeriales; Botryosphaeriaceae. Gene Ontology annotation, molecular function: DNA binding, bending. The coding region runs from base 1 to 1497 and encodes 498 amino acids.
AUGUCGGCUCAACCGCUGGUCACGAUUCCGCUCACUCAGAGCCAGCUCCAGCUCGUCAUGGCGCAAGGCUUUGUCACCAUCCCUGGAACCGCCAUCAAUGUUCCGAUUUCGAACAGCAUGACUGUUCCGGUCGCGCCUAACCCCCCGAACUCCACGAACGCAAUCUCUCAGUUGGUCAUUCAUAGCCAGUCUGGAGCCGGUGCGCAGGCCGCCAUGUCUCAGCCCACUCAGACGCAACAGCCGACACAGGACCAGCCCGAGAAGAAGAAGCGCACCCUCAACUGCUUCGUGGCUUUCCGCUGCUACAUAUCCCCCAUCUUCCAGAAGUUCCAACAGAAAGAACGAUCUGGGCUUGUGAAGGUGAUGUGGGCUGUCGAGAUGGUCAAGGCCAAGUGGACCAUCAUCGCUAAGGCCUAUUCUGUCAUCCGCGAUGAGGUUGGCUCCGAGAAUGCGCCCAUGGAUGCCUUCCUCAACCUCGCGUGUCCUCACAUUGGUAUCAUCAGUCGCGAGAACUAUCUCAGCACCCUUGGCUGGGAGUUUGUCAAUACUGGCAGUGGCUGGCAGCUCAACCGUCGCUUCAUUCCAGGCACAGACGACUUGCCCCAGGGCUACCUCACCACCACGUUGUCGGUCGACGACAUGAUUCAGUUCGUUCGCAGUAACGGCUACGGUAUUGCUGCCCAGACCGCCGCUUCUAGCGCUGGUAGCAGCAACAACACCGGCGGCUCAACUCUUGCCAUGGCAGCCCAGCCGGUUCAGCCUGCUCAGCCUACUCAGGCUGCCGUCCCGCCGGCUCAAACUAUCCAAGCUACCAUCCAGCCAGCUCAGCAAGCUCAGCAAGCUCAGCCGAGCUCUAACCUCACUCAGAUCGCUCCCACGUACCAGAUGCCUCACGUCCAUCAGCCGCAGCCCUUCACCUUCUGGACUGCUCAGCAGGCUCACCCAGGCGCUCAGCCCACCAUGCACCCAGUCCCCAAUGACGUCGCUUUUGCGAACCUGCAGCGAGUCGCACAGACCGGUGAAGUUACCGUUUACGACAGACUUACUCACGCACUCGUGGACGGCACCGAUGAGGAUCAGCUUGCCCAGAUCCUCAACCUCGAUCCGGAUCCAAGUGAUUGUACCACCACCCGCAUGGAGCACGCUCACCCCACGCUCUUCGAUAUGUCUACCAACGCCCAGCUCAAUGGCAAUGAACUCCGUCCCUACUUCCCGAUGAACGACAGCCGUCUCAAGUUCAUUGAGAUUGCUCCUGAGAAGUCUGACACGAUGGAAGUUGGUGAGAAGGCUUUCCAGAAGCUCGCCUGUGACCUCUGGGAGAAGGACUCAGAGUAUCCUCAUGGCGAUCAGUUCAUCCCCGGCCGUCACUACUCAACUUUUGGAGACUAUGAGCGUGAAGUCAUGCCUGACUACGAUGCAUUCGACAUGCACCGUCUCGCUCAUGUUUGGCCUACGGAUGAAAGCUACGACGCCUUGCUGAGCCAGAACCAGGGCUAA